AUGAAAGAAAAGUCAAAGAAUGCAGCACGAAGUCGACGCGAAAAAGAAAAUGCUGAAUUUUUCGAAUUGGCUAAACUUCUACCAUUACCACAUGCAAUUACUGAUCAAUUGGAUAAAGCAUCUGUUAUACGUCUUACAACAAGCUAUCUUAAAAUGCGUGCAAUCAUACCCGAAGGACUUGGUAGUGCAUGGGGCUCACGUUCACUGACGCAAACAGCCAUUGAACGUGAAGUUAAUUCUCAAUUAACUCAAAUUCUCGAUGGGUUUUUAUUUGUUGUUGGUCCUGAUGGAAAAAUUAUGUAUAUAUCUGAAACAGCAUCAACACAUUUAGGUUUAUCACAAGUUGAAUUAACUGGAAAUUCUAUUUAUGAAUAUAUUCAUCCAAUCGAUCAUGAAGAAAUGGCUGCUGUGCUAACAGCACCAUUACCAACAUAUAAUCAAAGCUUAUGUUCAAAUAGUGAAUAUGAAAUUGAACGUUCAUUUUUCAUACGCAUGAAAUGUGUGCUGGCUAAACGUAAUGCUGGUUUAACAGCAAGCGGUUUUAAAGUUAUACAUUGUUCGGGUUAUUUAAAAGUCAAACAAUUUAAUCUGGAAACAUUAUCAUAUUAUGGAUCUACGACCAGCGUAAAUAAUACGGAAAAUUGCUAUCAAAAUGUUGGUCUUGUUGCCUAUGGUUAUUCUUUGCCAAGUUGUUCAAUAACAGAAAUACGUCUUUAUUCCAAUAUUUUUAUGUUUCGAGCUGGACAAGAUUUAAAAUUAUUAUUUCUUGAUUCGAGAGUAUCACAAAUAACCGGAUAUGAACCACAAGACCUUGUUGAUAAAACUUUGUAUCAUUAUGUACAUACGCAAGAUUUAAUGGCAUUAAGAUGGGCUCAUCAAGUUUUACUUACUAAAGGACAAGUGACAACACGAUAUUAUCGUUUCUUAACGAGAAAUGGCGGUUGGAUAUGGAUACAAAGUUAUGCCACACUUGUUCAUAAUAGUCGAUCAUCACGACCCGAAGUUAUUGUUAGUGUCAAUCAUGCAUUAAGUGACGUCGAAGCUAAACAUCUAAAAUUAUCAGUCGAUCAAGUUGAAAAAACUCCAUCUGACUAUAUGCGUUCAGCUCAAGCAUUAGCAACAUUAGCAGCUAAUUCAGGUGACCCUGAUAAAUGCUCAUCAACAAAUACAAGUUUAAAUUCCUCAUCAUCAUCAACAUCAAAUAGAAAUUCUGCGAAUAAAGUUCUUAAGCCAACUCGUUCGAUAAAACAACGUAAAUCUUCACCUAGACUAAUGACAAAAGCUGAAAUACUCUCAUCUCCCACAACUAUGGAUGAUUACUCAUCAACACCGACUGGCAUAUGUUAUAAUCCUGACGAAAUUUAUUAUAAUUCUCAUCAUCCUCAUCAUUCUCAACCGAAUUAUCCAAACAUUGCAACUUAUACAUCUUCAAAUAAUUAUACACAUCCAUUAUGUUUUCCAACAUAUUCAAAUCUAGACGACGAUAAUAAAUCGCCAUCGUCUUAUUCCUCAUUGCCAAUAUAUAAUUCAAUGUACUAUGACCAACCACAAUCAAAUGAUUAUAAUUUACUAUCACCGAAAAUGAUUCCUCCCAAACAAACACAACAACAUCAAAUGAUGUUAAAUAAAAAGAAACAACUUUUACCACAACAACAGCAACAACAGCAGCAGCAGCAUCAACAGCAACACACUCUUAAACGAGGCUCCUCAUAUGAUACUUUAGCAUUAUGUGACGUAAAUAAACGAAUUCGUCUUGAUAAUGAAUCUCAUCAUCAUCACCAUCAUCUAUCUGAUAUUGAUUAUGAAACAAAUCUACCGUCUGAUAAAAUUGACCUGUAUCCAUCAAUGAAUAAUUGUUAUACAUCAACAAAUUAUCCAACAGAACAUCCGUACCACCAUACGUCGGUGAUUGUCGACAGUCAACAGUAUUUUCUCAAUGGAUGGAACGGAGCUGCUGCUUUCUAA
Messenger RNA from Rotaria socialis, 1965 nucleotides. Lineage: Eukaryota; Metazoa; Rotifera; Eurotatoria; Philodinida; Philodinidae. The record is from the annotation of a GenBank genome assembly.